Musa acuminata AAA Group (dessert banana) is the source of this 2720-nucleotide messenger RNA. Its product is annotated as protein indeterminate-domain 4, chloroplastic. Gene Ontology annotation, molecular function: DNA-binding transcription factor activity. Bases 755 to 2464 code for a protein of 569 amino acids. The record is from RefSeq and is a predicted model, not a curated record. NCBI's taxonomy places the organism in Eukaryota, Viridiplantae, Streptophyta, Magnoliopsida, Zingiberales, Musaceae. The transcript is spliced from 3 exons. Gene Ontology annotation, cellular component: nucleus.
CUCUCUCUCUCUCUCUCUCUCUCGAUCAGUGUCAUGCACAUAUUUAUUCUAGUAGUUUUUUGGUUGGACACAUUUUGCUUGGUGGUGUGAAGGGGUGGGGAGAGUAGAAGGAGAAAGGGAAAAAGGAAGGAGGACCUGUGAGAGGAAGAAUGGGGUUUGGCAAAGGAAUGAACGAGUUCACACAAGGUGUUGGUUUUCAUUCUUCUACUGCUUAAGAGGAGGAGAUAGGAAGAGGUUAUUGAUAUGUUCUCUCUUUUGUGUCAUAUCCACUGGUCUUUGUUCUGCUUCUGACCCCUUCUCUCUCUCUCUAUACCAGUUUUGAGUGCAACUGUUUACUUGGUUUUCCAGCUCUCUUUGUUGUUUUACGAAUCUAGGCGGACAAAGAUUUGGAGAGGUCUUUGGCAAAGUUGUCUGGUGGGAAAUUCAGGUCACUGACUUGUACUGGGAGUUUGGGGGUUUCCUCACAUCUUCCCUUUCUUUUUGGAUCCUUUCUUGUCCUUGAGGAUUGGGAGAAAAUAAUGGUUGGAAAGCGUGGGAAGAGAUAGGUACAUAGCUAGAUAUAUAGAGAACACAAAGGAAGGGGAUCAGCUUUCAUGGUUGCAUGUUGGUCAGUGAGAAUUUCUACUUCUGUUUCGGUUUGGGCUUGUCGGUGUUCACAAAAGAUCCAGGAAGAAGAAACAAGAAGAACGCCAUCGGAAGAAGAAGAGAGGUGUUGUUGCUUUCGUUGUUCUUGUGGCUAUUUUGAGGUAGGAAAAUGGCAUCAGCCUCGUCGUCGUCACCCUUCUUUGGUGGGAUCAGAGAUGAGGAGCUCCAAAAGCAGAUGAAACAACAGCAGCAGCAGCAGCAGAAAUCCUCUGCGACGGUGCCGGCUCCCGCUGCAGCUUCAGAGAGGAAGAGAAGGAACCAACCAGGAAACCCAACAGAUCCGGACGCCGAGGUGAUUGCUCUGUCGCCGACGUCGCUACUGGCGACGAACCGCUUCAUCUGCGAGGUCUGCAACAAGGGGUUCCAGCGGGAACAGAACCUGCAGCUGCACCGCCGGGGCCACAACCUGCCGUGGAAGCUCCGGCAGAAGAGCAGCAAGGAGGUGCGGCGUCGCGUGUACCUCUGCCCCGAGCCGACCUGCGUCCACCACCACCCCUCGCGCGCCCUCGGCGACCUCACCGGCAUCAAGAAGCACUUCUGCCGCAAGCACGGCGAGAAGAAGUGGAAGUGCGACAAGUGCUCCAAGCGCUACGCCGUCCAGUCCGACCUCAAGGCCCAUGCCAAGACCUGCGGCACCCGCGAGUACCGCUGCGACUGCGGCACCCUCUUCUCCAGGCGUGACAGCUUCAUCACCCAUCGGGCCUUCUGCGACGCCCUGGCGCAAGAGAGCUCGAGGCCACCCACCGCCGGCCUCCACGCUCUCGGCAACCAUCUCUACGGAAACCCCACCACCAUGGCCUCAGGCCUGUCUCAAGUCAAUGCCCACCUCUCUUCGCUGCAAGCCCAAAGCCAUGCGCCGACCGACCUUGUCCGCACCGGAGGAGGCCCUGGAUCACAGCUAGAACACCUCAUCUCCUCUGCGACCCCGUCGUCGUUCCGACCACCUCAGGCUCCUCCACCGUCUGCUUUCUACCUUGAUAAUGGCUCCACCCAGGAGUUCAAUGAGGAGCACCCGCCUCACCACUCUCUACUUCAAAGUAGACCACUCCAUGGCCUGACGCAACUCCAUGAUCUCCAAUGUAGCAGCACCAUUACUUCUUCCACCUCCGCUGCCGCCACCGCCGCCAGUGUCUUCAACCUUGGCUUCUUCUCCCACAAUAGCAGCAGCACGAGCAGUAUCGGUAACAGCAACAGUGGCGGCAACCAAAACAACCAGAUGCUGAUGGCCGACGGAUUUAACAGUGCCAACGGAAGCACUGAGCCAGCGACACUCUUCUCGGGAAACCUUACGAGCGAUCACUUCGUUGGAGGAACGAAUUCUCUCUACAACACCUCGAUGCAAAGCGACUUGAUGCUUCCGCAGAUGUCAGCCACUGCAUUGCUUCAGAAGGCGGCUCAGAUGGGCGUGACGACAAGCGGCGGACCCCCCUUACUGAGAGGGUUUGCCAGAUCUUCUUCAAGCAGGUGUAGCUUCAGUGGGGACGGCGGUGAUGACGGAGGCGGCCUGCAAUAUCAAACGGAGAACGAAGCUCACCUCCAAAACCUGAUGAUGACGCUCGCGAACGGAGGCACCGACCUCUUUGAUGGUGCCGGGGGGAGAACGGCAUUCGGUGGAAGCGCCAUCGCCGGCGGGCAUCGACAGCAGGCUGGGGGAUUCCGCGCGCUCGACACUGGACUGUGCAUUAUGGACGAGACUAAGUUCAAUCCUUCGGGCGUCAGAAACCUCGAGGGCUCCGACCAGCUAACGAGGGACUUUCUGGGAGUAGGCAGCAGAGUGAGGAGCAUCAGCAGCGGAAUAACUCGGCGAGAACCGAUAUGAUCAAGUCGCAUUCCUCGAGCCGGUCCUUCGGUCGUGGGUGCUUGGAACGAGGAAGAACAUCAUAUGAAGAGGAAGGCCGAGAGAGAAAAAAGAAGACGGGAACGUGUAGGUCACAAUGGGAGGUCGCUUUCGGUGGAUGUUUGAUUAGCACGUAUCAUCAUAUCUCUUACAGAUACACGUACUUAUUUUUUGUUGUGUUUACGUAAUCAGAUAUAUUAUGAAUAUGCAAUAAAAAGAAAGCUAAAUUAUAAUAAAA